Molecule: messenger RNA, 603 nt
Organism: Serinus canaria (Common canary)
Lineage: Eukaryota; Metazoa; Chordata; Aves; Passeriformes; Fringillidae
Product: histone H3
Exons: 1
Coding region: 25-435 (136 amino acids)
Cellular component (GO): nucleosome
Molecular function (GO): structural constituent of chromatin; DNA binding; protein heterodimerization activity
Source: RefSeq, a predicted model, not a curated record
ACUCAACCCUUCGUAUCGGCAGCGAUGGCGCGCACGAAGCAGACAGCGCGGAAGUCGACGGGCGGCAAGGCGCCCCGCAAGCAGCUGGCCACCAAGGCUGCCCGCAAGAGCGCGCCGGCCACGGGCGGUGUCAAGAAGCCGCACCGCUACCGGCCCGGCACGGUGGCGCUGCGCGAGAUCCGGCGCUACCAGAAGUCCACGGAGCUGCUGAUCCGCAAGCUGCCCUUCCAGCGGCUGGUGCGCGAGAUCGCGCAGGACUUCAAGACCGACCUGCGCUUCCAGAGCUCGGCCGUCAUGGCGCUGCAGGAGGCCAGCGAGGCCUACCUGGUGGGGCUCUUCGAGGACACCAACCUGUGCGCCAUCCACGCCAAGCGUGUCACCAUCAUGCCCAAGGACAUCCAGCUGGCCCGCCGCAUCCGCGGAGAGCGCGCCUAAGCCUUGCCCGAACUUUAACGCCUGUUUUUAGAAAAGGUAUUUAAAUCAACACAAAGGCUCUUUUAAGAGCCACCACAAACACAAUCAAAAGAGCUGUUACACUGUAAGGCUUUUCAAUAUGUUCACUAACUAUAAAAUCCCACAGAAUUAAUACAAUUAUCGAUAGAA